Molecule: messenger RNA, 9622 nt
Organism: Leptopilina boulardi
Lineage: Eukaryota; Metazoa; Arthropoda; Insecta; Hymenoptera; Figitidae
Gene: Ubr3
Product: E3 ubiquitin-protein ligase Ubr3
Exons: 28
Coding region: 586-6483 (1965 amino acids)
Biological process (GO): protein ubiquitination; ubiquitin-dependent protein catabolic process via the N-end rule pathway
Cellular component (GO): cytoplasm; ubiquitin ligase complex
Molecular function (GO): zinc ion binding; ubiquitin protein ligase activity
Source: RefSeq, a predicted model, not a curated record
UGAGUGUGUGUGAGUUGGUUUUCAACUCUCGCAACAGAGUUUGACAAUUAUUAUUAUAUAUUCAUUUGACUGACAUUCUUGUCGUGAAAAUUUUUUCCCCAAUAAUAAGUGUUGUGAAUUCAUUAAAAUAAAAUAAAAAAUAAUUAUCUCCUUUUUCUCAUUAUAAUUAAAAUGAAAGUCAUGUUGUGGCAAAAUCCAAAAUCAAGGAGUGCUUAUUUGACGGGAGAUUUUCAUUGACAUGAAGGAGGUUGUAAAGAAUCCACUGGUCUACGGGCCACUUCUACUUGGCAGAUUAUCCAAAGGCACUUUCAUUAAAAAAUCAUCACGAAAGUGCAAAAAUGGUUGUAAAUUGAAAAUUCGUUUUCCCCGUGAAAUUAAUAAUAAUAAUAAUAAUAAAAUUGCAACGCUUGUUUAAAAUAUUAAAUGCCUGCGAGCAUUGCUCGGAGGCAUCGCAGUGUGUACCUUUAAUAUAUAUAUAGCUAUAUAUAUAUUUACACGAAAGGCGAAUGAUUAGUGAAUAAAUAUUGUUUUAAGUGUCAAGUUUUUUUGUCAAGAGGAAUUUUAAUUUAGAAAAUAUAUUUGACAAUGGCUUCGACAUCAAGUCCAUCAGUGCAAGUUUUAAUGAAUAAAGGAAAACGUGGAGCUGCUGCCUAUAUUCAUGCAGAAUGUAGUAACCGGGCCAUGGGAUCCGGCUGCCCACGUCAUCUCAAUGAACUCCUGGAUAUUUUAUUGAAUCCUAGUAAAGCAAUCGACGACUGGGAAACAAUUGACUGGUGCAAAUGGUUAAUGGCUGGGGGCCGAACACCCGACGAAUUUGUUAAUACAGUGAGAAUUUAUGAUAAUGCCACUAAUUGUGGAUUAGUUUGGACGCCAAAUUUUGUUGCUUAUCGUUGUCGAACAUGUGGAAUUUCUCCAUGCAUGUCUUUGUGCAAGGAAUGCUUCAAAAAAGGAAAUCAUACUCAACACGAUUUCAAUAUGUUUAUCAGUCAAGCUGGAGGUGCUUGCGAUUGUGGCGAUACAUCUGUUAUGAAGGAAGCUGGAUUUUGCGAUAAACAUGGACCAAAAGCAGCAGCCAACAAAACAGUUGCACCUUCGGAAUUAAUGUGUGUUGCUGAAGCAAUGAUGCCAAGAAUUAUUCUUCGACUCAUUCAACAUCUUCGAGAAAAUUGCAAAGUCGGAGUGGCUGAUUAUCGGGUCGCUAUUCAAGGUGCAGAUGCUUAUUUAUCGAUGCUAUUAGAUUUUAAUAAUAUGGGUGCAGUAAUGCGACAUGUAAUGACCGCAGCACUUACAAAUCCACAAAAAUAUCGAUGUUUCAUGGAUCCCUCAGUUUUUACUGGGAAAUCAGAUUACGAUAACUACUGUCAGGACAGUAAUAAAAUUUAUCAAGACGCCAUUAAAUCGCUACCAAAUCCAGAACCGCCAGAUGAAUAUAAAGAAUGCGCUUCCUUGAGAGAACAUUUGGAACAUAAUACAUUUUUAGAGGAACUUGUUUUCUGGACAGUCGCUUAUGAAUUUCCUCAAAAACUUGUUUGCUUUCUAUUAAAUAUGCUACCGGAUCUCGAUUAUAAGGAAGAUUUAACUAGAGCUUUUGUACUUCACUAUAGUAGAAUUUCAAUGAUGUUGGAACGAUCAACAGAUCCUGAAACUUUGAGUAAUCGGGUCGUUCAUGUCAGUGUACAGUUAUUCAGCAAUGAGGGCUUGGCACUUCGAAUGGUUGAUCAAUUGAAAUUACUUCACGUCAUGGUUAUUAGCUUAAAGUACAUGAUGAGCAAAAUAAUCAUUCAAAAUACAUUGCACGAUCCAGACAAAAAUUUUCAUUAUGUCGUUGAUUGUGGACGACAAGUGAUGAAGGAACAUUGUUAUUGGCCUCUCGUGUCCGAUUUAAAUAAUGUGCUCUCACAUAAACCAGUUGCCUAUAGAUUCAUGAAAGACGAUACACUUUUAGAAAUGUGGUUCGAUUUUCUCUCCAUGUUUCAAGGUAUGAAUGUUAAUCAACGUGAAUUGGGACAGCAUGUGGAAUUCGAACCUAAUACUUAUUAUGCGGCAUUCAGCGCUGAAUUAGAAGCAAGUGCUUAUCCAAUGUGGGCUUUAGUAUCUCAUUUGCAAGGUCCAGAAAGUGUUGUUCUAAGUCGACGGAUUCUUACAUUUUGUCUCUGUGCACUGCAAGAUUGGUUGGAUGCUGUUAAUUAUACUGAUACAAAUGUGAGUGACAGACUGCAAGUUUCGUUUCAUCUGCCUCUUCAUAGAUAUUUUGCAGUAUUCAUGUGUCGCGCUGCCAGACAACAAGGAGUCACACUUCAUGAGUUAUUGCCGUCAACUGAAAUGCUUCACCUUCUCAUGAUGCAUCCAUUACGUGUACAAGUGGCGUUUUAUGAAAUUUUAAAUGGCCUUUGGGUACGCAAUGGAUUACAAAUAAAAGGACAAGCAAUGACGUAUGUUCAAUCGAAUUUCUGCAAUUCCAUGGUCGAUGCUGAUAUUUAUCUUCUUCAAAUUUGUGCAAUGAAAUUACAACCGGAUGUAUUUCUCAAGACAGUCAUCGAUAAAUUCCAUGUUAGAGAAUGGAUGAGUCUUAGUUUGUAUCAUGCACCACAAAAUGAAUAUCUCGAAGGGGAACACGAUACUCCAAUGCUUGAGAGUUGUUUAACAUUUUUGGCAACUUUACUCAAUAUCAGAACAAAUUUAGGACUCUCGGAUUCUGAAAUGGCAGGUUUAGAAAUGGUAACACUUUUAUGUAUUGGAGAUAAAACACACAGUCAAUUAAUGGAAUUAAUGCCAGAACGUUGUGGUACAACUCAAAAUCGUGAUUUUGAGGCAAUUUUAAGAGACGUGGCAGAUUUUAGAGCUCAAAACACUGAAGCAAGUGGAAAUAUGCAACAAAGAAUGUAUGGUCCUAAGCAACGUGUUUGGGAAGAAUUAUUCGAUCCUUUACAUGUUUCACUUAGAGCUGUCCAUCGAAAGGAUUUUCAAUUAGCUAUGGAUCGAUUUAUAAAAUAUGUAAAACAAUCGGGAAAGGUGAAAAAUAGUGCAACUCCUUGGCCACCAUUUCGUCAUCCUGUUCCUGUUUCUUCGAAUUAUGACGAUCCAAGACUUGUUCUUCGAUCGAAAGUCUUCCACGCAAUGAUUUAUAUUAUUUUAUAUAAAUCCGUUAAUGGUCACAAUGUUUCGGAAAAUGUAAUGGCAUUGGCUAUUUAUCUUUUGGAAAUGGCAGUUAUGAGUGCUCAAGUUCCUGAUAAAGCUAGCAAUCCAUUAUGUCAGUAUACAAGUGGAGAAUCUUCUCGUGUGAUAAAAGAUAUGGAUUUGUCCAGUUGGUUUACAAGUGAUGAUUUAUCAGAAAAUCUCAGAACUGUCGUGCCUCGAGUUGUUUUGAUGCAAGAAACUGAACACAGCAGUAUGAGUAGUGAAUAUUGCGAUUUUGAUUGGGAAGUUCAAGGAGAAAUGACUGAAGUAGCUUCAUCAUUGAUGUUAGACGAUAGUGUUGUGGAAAAUGCUUUGGCACUUGCCUUUGAGACUGUUGACGCUAAUAGUGAUACAAUGGGCGAAUCAGCUUCGCUCCCAGCUUUACCUCCCGCUAAUGUUGAAUAUAGCAUGGCUAUUGUACCUGAAGAUGGAAUUGUUGCCAUUCCACGUGGGAAUAGUGACGAGAUCUUAAUAACACCUUCGCAAAGAGCAUUGCCACCAUCCAUCGAAGAAUCCAUGGCCCUUGCCCUUGAAUCACCUCCUUCACCGCACCAUCAUUUAGGCCAACCGGCUUUACCACCAGUACCCGCUGUUCCUGCUGUUUUGGCUGGAAACGAAGUGGUACCGGUUCAAAAUUUAGAAUUAGAUACAAUUUAUCCUCGAAUAUCAAGAAGGUCUGAAAUAGUUACGACUGACAUUGUACCCUCAACCUCAAAUACUCAGAGACACUUUAGACAUAGAGAUCCUCAAGUUGGAUCUUCACAUCCUCAAACAAUGUUGAGAUUAGGAGAAAGUAUAAUCUCCCUAUUAUUAAAACUUCAUUCGCAAUUGUCCGGCGUGCCUGACAGUUAUUAUUCCGAUUCACAAGAGCCAAAUGAAGCUGAAGCAAUGAGUAGUAGCGCUGAACCCGCGAAAGAAUCGCGAAUUGGCGAUGGUCCAUAUUUCAUUUCACAAUUGCUCAAAAAAAUAGAGAAUUUAGAUCCCAUGUGUAGGGAUAGUAUCAAUGAAACGAGAAAUCGAUUAUGGCCACGAAUGCAGGAAUACGAAGAUGAACAACGUGAACGUGAACAUCGUGAAAAAGAGGAAAAGAAACGAAGAGCCAAGGAGAGACAGCAACAAGUGAUGGCUGAAUUUGCAAAUAAGCAAAAACAAUUUAUGGAAAAAGCAAUGGAAAUUGAUGAGGCAGAAGCGACGGGCGCUGAUUGGAGUGGUGAGGAGAAUCAAAAUAAAUUGAUCAGCAAAAAGGAAUAUGAUUGUGUUAUUUGUAAUCAAACAACUCACAGCAGUGAAGACAAACCCAUGGGACUUGUUGUUUUAGUUCAAGCUACAAGUGUUAUGGGCCAUGAACGGCGCCAUCCUGAAAGAUUAGUUCUUCGUAUUUCGGACGAUGAUUUAUCACAAUCGCCGGAAACAACACCAAAAGCUGAAACUCGUGGUGCUUCUUUGGAUUUGAGGAUGACGGAAUUGACGAGACAUUUUGAUUUGAAUUCUUGUUUACUUUCCGUGAAUCAAGGCUGGGAUGACGGUGUUCAUGUGCAAACGUGCGGUCAUCAUUUGCAUUUGGACUGUUUGAAAUCGUAUUUACUAACAUUGCGCAAUCAACAACGACAACAAUCAUUGGCCGUUGAACGUGGUGAAUAUUUGUGUCCUCUUUGUCGACAAUUGGCAAAUUCGGUUUUACCAUUAUCGCCACAAUUGGGAGAAUGUGCUGCAAUUGUUCGCUCUCGGCAAGCAUCACCGAAAAUAAUACUCACCGAAUUGAAUAAUUUUCUCAAUGACAUUCAACGAAAUCGAACUUCGUCUAAUUUAUCGGUGGCAAUGGGAAAAGCCAUGGAGGAUAUGACGGGUGUCACGUACUUAAAAUAUAACCAAAAGGGUAUCACUCCUAGUCAUGAAAGUCUAUUUCUUUUUGUAACUUCGGUGGCGAGGACAAAUUUUGAAGUUGAACUUAUACAACGCGGUGGUUCGCUUUGUGUUCAACCAACGACUAUUCCUCUCACACCAAAACGAGACUGCAUUGUUGCUCUGCUACACGUAUUAGCGAUGCACGCGAGAGUAUUGACAAAUUGGUCAGUAUCUCAUACUUGGCAGCAAUUGGCGGGUUUGCCCUCGGAUGCAUCAACGCCAUUAGCACUCAUACCACACGAGAAAGAAGUUCCUUUACUUCUCAGGGAUCCAACAGCACUGCUUCUGCAGUUUAUACUUUUACUUCCUUUACAUUUAGAUCAAGCAUAUUUUUCGGCUGUUGUGAAAGUUAUUUACAAUCUUUUGUACUAUCAAGUUGUUUUGCAAAUUAGUUGCAAUUUAUCUCAGGCGGAGAGAAGUGCUCUUCUUACAAAAACACUUAUUGGAAAAGUGGCAAUUGGAAAACAUGUUCCACAUUCAUUGGAAACGACAUUAGGCAUUGUCAUUGGAUAUUUUAAUAACAGCAAAAUUUAUGGCGAUGAAUCAUCAACGAGUGAAUCGUCUGCAAGACGAAUAUUUCGAAUACUUGGAUUAUUUGAAUUAGAAUUUCCCGCUUGGAAUGUUCAAUUUGCUGGAAAAACGCUUAAUCUUGAAUUGAUGGUUCAAAGUUUGUGUCUACCAUUCUUACGAGUCGCUGCAUUGUUGCGUCAUCAUUUAUACGAGCAACCAAUACCGUUCAUCGAAUCACCUCAGGAAGAAUUUGUGAGACUUGUUUAUUAUUUGGAAUUGGUUACCGAAGGAAUGGACAUGGAAAUUUUUAGUUCUCUUGUUGCAUUAAAUUGGCAAGACAGUGAAGCGGCUGUUGAAGUUCCACGUCUUUGGUGUGAACAGUACAAAGCUUUUGUCCAUCGAAGUGAAAUUGCUGCCAAGAAUUUGAUUGUUGAUCAACAUAUAUCUUGGCAAAUGCCGAAACUCUUUAGUCUUCCUAGGGAAUAUGAAAAAAUAUUUACGUAUUAUCAUGAGCGUCAAUGUCGGCAAUGUCUUUCAGUACCUCAAGAAAUUAGUAUUUGUUUAUUGUGCGGUGAAAUCGUGUGUUUGAAGCAAAAUUGCUGUAAGCAAAAUAAUAUUUGCGAGGCUGUGGAACACGCAAAUAAAUGCGGAGGUGGAACUGGAAUUUAUUUAGUGGUAGCAACAACAUAUAUAAUUGUCAUUCGCGGAAAGAGAGCUUGUUUAUGGGGAUCAUUAUAUCUUGACGAUUUUGAAGAAGAGGAUAAAGAUUUAAAGAGAGGCAAACCUUUGUAUCUAAGUCAAGAUCGAUAUCAAUUAUUGGAACAACAGUGGCUUGCACAUAGAUUUGAUCAUACGAAAAAGACUUGGGUGUGGCAUCGUGACGCGCUGUGACCUUUCAUUUUGUUGAACGCAUAGCCCAUCCGAAGCGCAUCAAAAUUUUCUUUGACCCCCUCCUCCACCCCCUUAAUCAAAUCACUGACUCGCUAAUAAUAACGCUUCACGAAAAAAAAAAGAAACUUUUAACAGUUUGCUCCACUAGAGUUUUAGAUAUAUUUAUUCUCAUUUUUGAUGCAAUGCUUAGACGUUAUAGUAAUUAUAAAAAUAAUAAUAGUAAUAAUAAUAAUAAUGAUAUGUAAUGAGGUAACGAAAAUUAUGAGAUGUUAAUAAUAACAAUAAUGAUGCUGAUGAUGAUGAUCAUGAUGAAUGAUGAUGAAGAAGAAGAAAAAAAUGAUAAUGAUUAUAAUUGAAAAAUUGAAAGUAUUAAAAAGUGGUGAUAGCCAGGUUGCUAAAAUUGAUCAAAUUGGAGAAGUUGAUUGAACUUGACUGUUGUUAAGCUUUGUAAAUUUUAUUUUAAAAGUCUCAAUUAUAUUAUGAAGACAGUAAUAAUUGAAAUCAAGAACUGAGAGUUCCUAUACCUACAAGAAAGAGAUAUUUUAAUAAUUUUUUUUUUUAUUUACGUUUUAUUUUUUAUCGCGAUAUAAUUUAUCCUCUAAUUUCUUGUUUUUUUUUUAAAUAAUAUUCAAUGAAUCUAAAAAAUGAAUGAUCGAAGAAUUUUUACUUUCCCAGUUCUAAAAAAAAAGAAAAUACAUCCUUUUUUUUCUAUAUUUCUCUAUUUAAAUAGAUUUUAUUUCUCAAUUAGAAUAGAAACACUUUUUCAAAGAAAAAUGAAAAAUUAUUAUUUAAUAAUAAUAGAAUACAAUUUUCGAUCAUUUCAUUUUCGAUGAAUUCGAAAAAAAGACGAGAAAUUAGAGAAUGUGUCUCUUUCUACUUUAUUUUAGUAUAAAAAUACAGAAAAAUGAAUCAUGAAAAUUUCAAUUGAAAAAAUAUUGCCUGAUAUGUAUACAACAAUUUACAUAGGAAGAUAAAUAUUUUUGGAGCAUUUUUAAAAAAGAUGUUUACAUUCGAGAAGAAUUUUUUUUUUUUUUUUUAAAUUCUUUUUACAAAAGAAAAAUAUUCUUUACAUAAAAGAAAAUACGGUAUUUAUGUUAAUAGAAUUGAAACAGAUUUGAAGAAACAAAAGAAAAAAAAUUAAAUAAAUAAAUCAUAGUUAUAGUAAAAAUUCGUCCUAUUUUCAGCACAUUUUUGCGUGUUGACGUGAUCAAUUUCAAUAAUUUUUGUCAUGAGACAAAGUUAAUUAAAAUUAGGCUUUUUACUAAUUAAUGAUAAUAAUAAUAUUAUAGUUUGAUUGAAUAAAAUUGUUAACAAUAUUUUUGUUUAUACGUAAUGCGAUUUAAAAGAACAAUUUUUUGUUUUGUUUUUUAAUAAGCAAUCCUUAAAAUUGAAUGUCAUAAUGAAUUUAAUUUUAGACUUCAUUUUACUUAUGAUGUGCUGUAAAUGAUUAAAAAAGAGAAGGGACCAAUUCAAAUUCUGCUCAAGUUGAACUGUUUUCUUCCAGUGAAUUAAAAAAAAAAAAAAAAAAAAAUAGUGGAAAACUAAAAGAAAAACUAAACACAAUUUGCAAGAGACAAAUUUACAAAAAAAGAAGAAUCCACAUAUUUUCUUUCUUAAAAUUUAAUUCAACAUGCAAGAACAAUGAAUUCCUUUCUGAAAAUUUGACAGACGAAACUAAAAAAAAAAUGCUCGACUUGAAAAAAAUGUAUUGAUUUUGGAAUAUAAGAUUGCUUUGUUAAGAUAAUUAAUUAAUUUUCAUUACAUUAAUAAUUUUACGAUGAUAUGCUUCUAUGGAAAUCUAUAGGGAUAUAUCUUUUUGUUACUUCGAAAAUAAUAAGUGAAACCUUCCCAUUUAUAGAACUCGAUUGUCGUCACACUAUAAUAUUCGAGCAGAAAAAGAAAAUUAUCAUUAUUUUUAAUUUUUCUAGAGAAUAAUAUUGAAUUUUUUUUUUUUCUUUGUGUUAGAACGAAGAAUAGUUGGGAAGUAAGGACGAAAUAAGGACAAAAUACUUUUUUUUCACACACAUAUAUAUAGUCACUAUUACAUUUUUUAAAGUUUGUUGCGUAUUAAUCCAUUAAAUUUUGCAAAAAGUAAUUAAUAUCGAGAUAGUUAUUAAAAAUUACGAUACACAUUGAUUUUGUUUAUUGCUGGAAUUUAAAAUAAGAAAAAAAUUUGUCAAUGAUUUUUAUUAGUUCUUGUAGAAUAUAAAUUUAAAGAAUAUUGUGGUAAAAAAAAAAUUCGUAAUUUUUUAGUUCAAGGGGAAAAUAUUGUUUUUAAAAAAACGUAAUGUUUAAAAAUGUUUCUUUUUUCUUUAUUUUAUUGGAUAUAUAAAAAUUUAUUAAUAUUUAUUCAAAAUAAUAAAAGUUAUUAUUUUUCAAAUAAUCAGAGUAUUCAUAGAAGGAAAAUUCAUAGAUAAUUGUUAAAUAUUUUCGAAUUUUGUGAUAUUUAACAAAUUAUCUCGAUUUUUUUUUCUUGUUUAGAGAGAAAUAAAAAAAAAUUACAUUUUUUUUGUAAUAUUUUUAUAUUGCAAGAAUUUAUUAAGUGAAACAAGAUAAAAAAAAAGUGCUACGAAAAUAUUCGUUGAAUGAAAUUUUUUAUCUCAUCGACUAUAUUUUACAAGAAAUUCUUUUCAUUUUGUAUUCCAGAAUCGUAAUUAUUUAAAAAAAAAAAGAAUUCGCAAACUUCUUGAUGCAAAAUAUAAUGGAUUUCGUUUUUUUUUCUCUCUUCUAGAACUUAAUAAUAAGUCUUUGUCCAUUUGUAAAAAUGUACAUUUUUCCCCCUCGAAAAACAUGCUUUUUGAAUGAUAUACAGACAUAUUUGCAAUAAGAUAUUCUUGUAAGAGAACUGUAUCAGAUUUAUCUGGAAAACAUUUAUUUAAGAAAGAAAAUAAUCUUUAAAAAAAAAGUGAUAUAUAAUAAUAUUAAUAAUAAUAAUAAUAAUAAUAUUAAUAAAAAAGAAACACGUGUAAUAGACAGUUUUGCUUUUGCUUCUCUUUUUCUCGCGCUAUGGUUUGGAAAAUCAUUAAACGAAAAAAUAAAACAAUUGUCAACUGUAUUUUAAUAUUGUUGCGAAUUAGUCUUUAAGAAAAGUUUGACGAAUUUUAUUUCUUACAAAAAAAAAAAAUAAAACAAAACAAAA